AUCAUCAUCAUUUACCCAAAAGCCAUAUAUGGGUAGAUGAGAAUAAAGAGAUAAAACCAAACACCAACAACUCCACUUGAUAUCAAAGAAGAAGCAUCAAGAUAGAACCCUAAUAAUAAUAAUAAUAAUAAUAAUAAUUACAAUGGGAAGAGCUCCUUGUUGUGAUAAAGCCAAUGUCAAAAGAGGACCAUGGUCACCUGAAGAAGAUGCCAAACUUAAGUCUUAUAUCGAAGAACAUGGCACCGGAGGAAACUGGAUCGCCUUACCUCAUAAAAUCGGCCUUAAAAGAUGUGGAAAGAGUUGCCGUCUUCGAUGGUUAAACUAUCUUCGCCCAAACAUCAAGCAUGGUUCUUUCUCUGAAGAAGAAGACCAUAUCAUUUGCACCCUCUAUCUCAGUAUCGGUAGCCGGUGGUCUAUAAUAGCUGCACAAUUACCGGGAAGAACUGAUAACGAUAUCAAGAACUAUUGGAACACAAGGCUAAAGAAAAAACUCAUGGGAAAACAGCGUAAAGAUCAACAAUCGUCGAAGAGAGGUGGUGGCCAAAUGAAGCAAGCAGAAAUGAAAAGGGAAGUUCUUGAAGAUUUAAAGGAACCAUCUUUAUGUAUGAGCAUGAACUUUUAUCAAUCUUAUUGGCCUACAGAAUUCCCAUUAAUACUCCCAAACCCUAAUCAUCAAGAACUUAUUCAUAUCAAAAACAACCAAGAUCCCACUUUUAUCAAUCAAUACCCUUUUGAGAACCAACCCCAACUGUUUGAUCCAAACGUCGACAACAACAAACCUAUAUCGACUACUCCAUACCAUCCACAGUUGCCAAACACACCCUACUUUGAAAACGGGGACGGUAUUAAUCACUUUCAAGACUUCAACAAUAAUAAUUACUCAUUUGGAAUUAAUGAAUUUGUCUAUAACAACACCACACAGUUGGAGCACUUUGAUGGGUUAGUAGGGGGUUUGGAUAACCUUAUCAAUAGAAGCAAUUGUAUUAGUUCUUCCACGGAAAGUACAACGACUAGUUGGGGUCAUGAUCCACUAAUUGCUUGCCCUCCUCCUCCUCCUACGAUGACUUAUGAAGACUGUCGACGUGGGCUGCUACAAAGUUGUCCUCCCGAACAGCCUAAUCAGCUUCAAUAAGAUUUUAAGGAGAUCGAGUACAAAUUAACAUUCGGUGAGUGUGAAUUUGGUACCAAUUUGAGAACAAAUCCUAGCCUGUUGGCGUUUUCAUUGGGGGGUAUUUAUUCAAUUUGUUUUUCUUUAAUUAUUCACUAUCACUUUCAUUCUGAUUUACCGAGAUUUGUUAGCAUAUCUACUACGUACUUUCAUGCAAACGUUGCUUUCUUGUAUGCUAAUUUCCAUUAUAUCCAUUCACAUAUGUAUUUUAUAUACUCA
Molecule: messenger RNA, 1387 nt
Organism: Erigeron canadensis
Lineage: Eukaryota; Viridiplantae; Streptophyta; Magnoliopsida; Asterales; Asteraceae
Product: transcription factor RAX3
Exons: 3
Coding region: 143-1132 (329 amino acids)
Source: RefSeq, a predicted model, not a curated record